AUGCUCGUCGCCGCCCAUGCCUUUGCAGAGACCACUCGUUUGGCUGCCAGCUGGAUUGGAGCCGUCACCACGGGCACGUUCUUUUGGAUUCCCACGUUGCUGAUCACGCUGUUGUUGAACCUCUUCUUGCGCUUGGGCUGGUCUCGGUGGUGCCUCUUCCAACUGCUGAAGCGUUUGCGGCUUCGGCGGCUGGCAAGGAAGGUGGCGCCCGUGGAUUGGAACCUUAUCCAUGAUGAGGUUCGGAUCUAUGGGGGCUACUUCCGGUUUGUCCCCAUCUUGGCGCUGGUUGUGGCACGGGCCUUCGUCUACGGCCUCCUCCCGGCAACGUCGCCACGCUUCGCACUCUUCAACGCCUCCGCAGGCUGGGCGCUUCUGGUGAUGCUGAUAGCGGAGCUGAUGGAAGACCUGGUGGUAGUGCAGGAGCUCCUGCCAUACGCGCCCGUGGCGGCGGAGUGGCACGAGCGGGACCAGGCGCGGGAGUGCCUCAACGAGCCAGGCCAGCUGGUGGCGGUUGAGGUGAGGCCAACUCUGUUUGGUCGCCCUGCCCGGCGAGACUGCGCUUCCAACAUGACCUUUGAUUCCGUGAGCGAGAUUCCGCUUCAGCCCUCGCCGGGCUUGCCGGCCUCGCCCGCAUCCGUGGACGCCGAGCGUCUCGCGGAGAGAAGCACACGGGGUAGGUGGGGUCGCCUGCGUGCGGCCUUGGGCCAGCGGCAGCAGCUGGUGCCCGCGCUGUCGCUGCAUGGGAUCCGGGAGCUGCCAUUCCGGGUGCAGCUGGGCGCUUGCUACGUGAUAAUGGAGGUUACCAUGGGACUGCUGAGCGCCCUGCUGGGGCCGGGAUACUUGCGAGGGCUCUUCGACAAGCCCUGCGAGCCUUCCGCAGUUCAGGCCAUGCUCACGUACCUUUUGUGGGAUGUGCCUUUAUCCUGCUGA
Molecule: messenger RNA, 930 nt
Organism: Effrenium voratum
Lineage: Eukaryota; Dinophyceae; Suessiales; Symbiodiniaceae
Source: the annotation of a GenBank genome assembly